UUUCGGAUCAAAUUCGAAUAUUUUGAUUUUGACUUUAAAAUAAAAAUAUUACAAUCCUGAUCUGGAAACUCUGUAUCAUAUUUGUUGGAAGUUGGAUGGGAUCAAAAUUUCUCUAACCUCCACGUUCAGCUUCCAUUUCUCCUAAAGAAAAAGAGAAAAGAAAGAAUCUCAUUCACAUACAUCAUACAUGGAUACAGGAGCAGUAAAGCUACCCAUUCACGAGCACCCUAUAUUUCCUUCGGCUCGGAUCGUUUUUAGUACAUGUAAAGGCUGCGGUGUAGAAGAUUUCGUCUACGGCGGGUACGUCUGCAAUGAUUCUGACUGUAAAGCUCGGUUUCAUAAGGAGUGCGCUGAGGCCCCAUCUGAGAUCAGCCACUCUUUCCACCAACAACAUCCUCUCUUUCUCACCAAUGGCCUGGGAGAUCUUCCAUGUGAUUUGUGUGGACAAAAGCGAUUGGAAGCCGCUGGUUAUAGUUGUCCCACAUGUGAGUUCAAGCUGGAUUUGACUUGUGGGAUAAACCCAUCACCGCCUGCUAUUGAACAUCCUAUCUGUCAUGACCAUCCACUUGUCUUUUUGAAGAAACGAGAGGAGAAGGCCCCUUGUGAAGUUUGCAAGGAUUCUAUUGGUGGACCUUCCUAUUCUUGUCUUGGAUGCGAUCUGUACUUCCACGUGGAUUGCGUCCAUCUCUCAAAAGAGGUAAAUCAUCCUUGCCACCCUAGUCAUCCUCUCAAGCUCAUCGCAUCUGAAUCACUUACGGAUAAUGCUGAGAAGAUUUGUCUUUUAUGUGAACAACAACCAGAAAAUAUGCUUUAUUAUUGUUCUGUUUGCAACUUCACAUCAUGCCUUGGUUGUACUAAACGCCCACCACCUCUUUUUAUCGAGCAUACCAAGACCCACAAGCAUCAACUUACUCUCUUUCUAAACGGAAUUUCAUAUCAAGGUUCCGCGCUGACAUAUAACAGCAGAGCUUAUAUGUGCCUUCCUUGUGGUUUCGUUGUCAAUGGGAAUGGUAUCAACCUACCUCAAGUCAUAAACAUCAACCGUCACGACCAUCGUAUCUCUUACACUCAUCAGCUUGGCCCUGGAUAUUUGAACUGCGGAGUUUGCCGCGAAAUUGUUGACAGGGAUUGUGGGGCAUAUGCUUGUGUCGUUUGCAGUAACUAUGCAGUUCACUGGGAAUGCGCAGUACAUGAUAAUGUAUGGGAUGGUGUGGAAUUAGAAGGGACAUCUGAGAUCACAGAAGAUAUUGCACCAUUCAAGGUAAUGGGUGAUAACUUGAUAAGUCAUUUUAGUCAUGAACAACAUACUCUAAGGCUGCACAAAGAAGGCAUCAUUCAUGACGCGUACGCACUAUGUGAAGCAUGUACAUAUCCGAUCGGAUUUGAUCCGAUCUACAGUUGUGAGGAAUGUCAUUUCAUUCUCCAUGAAAAGUGUGCUAAUCUUCCUAUGAAGAAGAGACUCGUGUUUGCAACCACACCAUUCAAAUUAGUGGGAGCAAGUAGUCGUGUUCGUGAUGUGAUAGACUGUGGGUACUGUGGUGAAUGUUCUACUGGUUUUAAGUACGCAUCUCAAAGAGGGUGGGAGAUAGAUGUACAUUGUGGUUCUCUUUCUGAGCCGUUCGUUCAUAAUGGCCAUUUGCAUCCACUAUAUUUUGAUUCUAAGGAAAAUCACUCUUGCAAUGCAUGCCAUAAGGUAACGGUUCAUAUGCUUUGUUGCAAUGCUUGUGACUUUGAUUUGUGUUUAAGUUGCGCUAGUUUGCCAUUAAAGAUAAGGCAUAGAAACGAUGAGCACCCUCUCACUCUAUCUUGUGGUGAAACGGCGAAUGGAAAGUAUUGGUGCGAUAUAUGCGAGACAGAGUUAGAUCCAAGUAAAUGGUUCUAUACAAGCUUUGAUUGUGGAGUCACAUUGCAUGUGGAAUGCGUACUAGGAGAUUUCUCACGUCUCAUGCCAGGACGCAUGGUUGAUACUGUUGGGGGAAAGAAAUUUUAUGUGGUUCUUAACAAUCACAACACUCGACCAUUAUGCAGCAUGUGUCGCUCUCGAUGCAAGGUCUCCGUCAUCUUAAAAGCUUGUGAUGAAGACAAUGUAUACAUAUGUUCUCGUUCAUGUUUUUCUGAUAUGGUUUCAGCUAGAUCAUGUUGAUUGAGUGUUUAAUUUGUUUAAUUUUGUGUGGAAAGGAUGAAACUUCGAUACCCUUUAUAUUUUACAAGAUGAGUGAAUUAUUCAUGGUUGCAUUCGCUAGCUGCCCUACAAGUCCA
Arabidopsis thaliana (thale cress) is the source of this 2259-nucleotide messenger RNA. RefSeq names its product Cysteine/Histidine-rich C1 domain family protein. The transcript has a single exon. Lineage: Eukaryota; Viridiplantae; Streptophyta; Magnoliopsida; Brassicales; Brassicaceae. The record is from RefSeq and is marked reviewed. The coding region runs from base 188 to 2143 and encodes 651 amino acids.